Molecule: messenger RNA, 1674 nt
Organism: Spea bombifrons (plains spadefoot toad)
Lineage: Eukaryota; Metazoa; Chordata; Amphibia; Anura; Pelobatidae
Gene: FAM217B
Product: family with sequence similarity 217 member B
Exons: 5
Coding region: 333-1613 (426 amino acids)
Source: RefSeq, a predicted model, not a curated record
GAGACGUCCGCUGUGCAGAUCAGAAUACGUACAGCAUAUCGGCCGGGGUGACAAGGAUACAGCCUGGAACGUUUUAGAUCUCUGUAAAGAGCUCAACGAUUCCGGAUUACCCCCAUCUCUGGAAUUAUCCACGCAGGGGGGAUGACCGGCACGGAUCUGUCCUUUUUUCAGGUUGCUGCGUUAUGUCGGGCUGAUUUUUUUUCAUUUAACCCCUACAGUGCUGCUGCGGUGUCAAACAUGAUGUCACAGUGGUACCCGAUGAGAAAAGGACUCGAUAUGCCAGGCUUGAUGAGAACGACUCGAUGAAAUCCCGCAGAAUGUAAUCACCAGAGAUGUUUUACCCCCCAACUUCACAAACAUCUAACAACAACAAAAGCAUGAUCUUGAAAGCGAAUGAAUUUCAGUGUAAACUGCCUGCCGUGAAAAAGAAACACUCGGACGAUACGCUGCAACCAGUAAGAAUUCGGAAUAUCUGCCAACCCAAUGAUGAAGCGCAGAAGGGGAAAAGGGCAUCGUUACAGGGAGGUUAUUCCAGCAAAAGGUUGGAUACGGACGCUGUGGGUUCUGUUAACGGUUUGGGAGGGGAGUUCAAAAUCACGGAAUCCGUUUGUUCAAACAUGGAGCCAAAGUCAGCAUGGACCCCCCAACAUAAAAGGGCCACGGCAAGUAUCAGCAGCUCUCAAUCUAAACUCGAGCCGCCAGAGGACUUCUUCCUGGACUUGGAAUCAUUACGUUUCGUACGAGAAGACGAGGACAGCGCAAGCGACCUCUCAGACUCUGAACGGAUUCCCAUUCCAUCGUCUCCUUUGGCACCCCCAAAGCUCAACCUCAAGGCAGAGCAAAUUGCCCCAGGGUAUUUUGAUGACCACCUGGACUCUAAAGGGGCAGAUUAUAACUAUCCCGAUGUCCUGCCUCCUCCUUUUAGCUCUUGGAAUCUGCCCCAGCUGGCGGCUUUUGUUAACACAGAAGGGAAACAUACGAUGCCCCCUGCGGCGUCCGGCUUUCCAGGGAGAUACAUUGACCGCCUUCUCCAGUUAGAGUGGCUUCAGAUGCAAACGGUAGAGGCUGAAAAAAGUAAAGCCUGCAAAUCGAGGCCUCAGACUGCCCCCAGGAUGCCCCUUAAUGGAAAAACCCCGGGGCGAAUAAAACCAUGGAGCAACUCAUUGCCUAUAAAGCAAUCAUCUCACCCGGAUGAUUCUAAAAGUACUAAGGGUCCGGAGUACAACUGUCACAAAAAAUACCCCUGCCAUGAUGUCCCCACGCAGAGCGGCGCCCGUAGAUCCAGUACUAUGGUGGGAUUAUCUGCGGUCCAGAAACAGACCCAAGACGGCAGGUUCGUCACCAAGAAAAGACAGAGCGGAGGCUGCCAGCAGGCAAAAGACUUGGCGGCAGUGGGAAAUAAGCCUAAAAUCCAAAGUUUUGGUAAUAUUAGACCGGCGAAACUCACGUCUGCUGCAGAAAGCACCACAAAGCUUAUUAAAUCCACUAGUAAUGUCAGGACUAACGGAUCAGCCUCCGUAAAGCACGUUACCGCCAAACAGUCUGGGGGGGAACGCAAAUUAAAAUCCGGAACGGUCAAACCGACUUCUAAUAAAGAAAAAACAAGUCAGUGAGACGGGAUCCAUUAAAUACCAGAUACGUUCAUUUAUUUAUUUAAUAAUAAUUAGCACAAAA